Molecule: messenger RNA, 438 nt
Organism: Pseudozyma hubeiensis SY62
Lineage: Eukaryota; Fungi; Basidiomycota; Ustilaginomycetes; Ustilaginales; Ustilaginaceae
Exons: 1
Coding region: 1-438 (145 amino acids)
Biological process (GO): intermembrane lipid transfer; ceramide transport
Cellular component (GO): cytosol; membrane; cytoplasm
Molecular function (GO): ceramide 1-phosphate binding; ceramide 1-phosphate transfer activity
Source: RefSeq, a predicted model, not a curated record
AUGUCUCGCCGCACGAUGGAUUGCAUGCAACAGAAGGUCAACACUCGUCUGAAUGCAACUGGCGCCGAAAAGUCAGGCACGCUCGAAAAGCUCAUCCAGAACGAGGGCCCCGGCGGCACCUCCAAGCGACCCGCAACCGAAGGACUCAUGUGGCUUCUGCGCGGUCUCGACUUCACCGCUCAAGCUAUGCGUAAUUCGGUCAACAACAAAAACGAGGAGCUCUCCGUCAGCUUCACCAACGCCUACGGAACUACGCUCCGCCCACACCACGGUAUGCUCAUCCGCCCCGUGUUUGCGCUCGCCAUGAAGGCUUGCCCUUACCGUAAGGACUUCUACGCCAAGUUGGGAGAGCCGCAGAGCAAGGUGGAGGAAGAGUUGGAAAAGUGGUUGGCGGCGUUGGAGAAGAUUGUCGCUCACAUGAAGAGCUUCUACGCGUAA